Molecule: messenger RNA, 4429 nt
Organism: Haliotis rufescens (red abalone)
Lineage: Eukaryota; Metazoa; Mollusca; Gastropoda; Lepetellida; Haliotidae
Exons: 2
Coding region: 203-3649 (1148 amino acids)
Biological process (GO): regulation of DNA-templated transcription
Molecular function (GO): RNA polymerase II cis-regulatory region sequence-specific DNA binding; DNA-binding transcription factor activity, RNA polymerase II-specific
Source: RefSeq, a predicted model, not a curated record
UCAUCGACUGCUUCAAUAAAAUGCCACAAAACACCACCCCUCAGCCUUGAGAAUCGUCUUGUCCCAGAGGAAUCCCCAAUACGGAAGCGCGACAACAUGGAGGAAACAAGCUGUUUGUGACUUUGUGGGGAUUUGUUGUUGUUACUGCCAUAUCAGAUCCACAGUCCCUAAAAUAGAGGUGGUGCUGCCAGAUUCACUCGUCAUGUCUUUGGAAUCAAACAUCAUCACUGGCACUCCAAGGAUGCAAACUGCGGAAAAACACAAGCAACCUUUUCACAUGGAUGGGAAGAAAAUUGUCUGCAAUGUUUGCGGAGAACACUUUACUAAUCUGGUUCUGUUUGGAAACCAUACUCAUGGAACAGACCAGAAAGCCAGCAUUGUGCCAUCAGAUAAAAGUUGUCCGAAAUCCGACCAUAAGACCUUCAACACAAUGAGUGAAGAUGAGAUGAUAGAGGCGUUUCAUAAGAUGCCAGAAUUGGAAGGAUGCUGGAUCAACAAUGGAAGGUACAUUUGCAAUAUGUGUGGGAAGAGUUGUCCAAACCCUUACGUCCUCUUCAGUCAUAAGAUCAUUCAUCCAGAAGACAUGACACCGAUGGUAAAAGGUAAGGAGACAGACUCUCAGCAAACUCUAGGGGUUGCAACCCAGACCAAAAUAGAAUUGGGGUAUGGAAACCGUAACAGAAAACUGGACAAGAACAUCAGAAUUGACAGUGAUGAUGAUGAUAGUGUGAGUGGUGAUGCUGAUGAUGACAAUGUUCAGAAGCCGAUGCACCUGAUGAGGAGGCCUUUGAAGAAACUUAAGGAGAUGAACACUGGGAACAGUAAUGCCAAGAGUCAGAAAACUCUUCUGUACAAAAAUCUAAUAUCUUAUGACAGGGGGUCAACGUUUCUGAAGUCCAAGUCCAUUGCCAAGGAACCAGGGAAGAAAAGUAAACCAGCUACUGGAGGUGACAGGAGGACAGGUCUCAGACUUUCAUCUGAUAGUGAGGAUGAAGUAUAUGACUCAACAACCAUUACCAGUGACGAUGAUGUCAAUGGAGACAAUUCUCUGAACCUGCAGGGUAGGCCGAAUCAGCACCUGGACACUACUAAGUACAAGAAAAAGGAAACCAAUUUGUACCAAUCUUUAAUAGCUGUUAAGGGAUGGCCAUUUGUCAAAGCCAAGAAGCCGCCUUUUGAAUACUGUGGCAACAUGUUUGGACAUAAUUUUUUGGACAAAUGUAAAAUAUUUAACGGAAGAUAUUACUGUGAUGAAUGCCCCAGACUCUAUUCCAGCCCUUACCUUCUGUUGAAUCACAAACUUUAUCAUGCGAAAUGCAAGUGUUUGACUCAGAGAUGUCAUGCACUAAACGGCACAACACACAAAAGGGAAGAGUCACAUGAAGACACAACAGACGAGGUAGAAGAGGCACAAGUAAGCACAACAGACGAGGAGGAAGAGGCACAAGUAAGCACAACGGACAAGAUGGAAGAGUCACACAAAGACACAACAGACGAGGAGGAAGAGUCACACGAAGACACAACAGACAAGGAGGAAGAGGCACAAGUAAGCACAACGGACAAGAUGGAAGAGACACAUGAAGGCACAACAGACGAGGAGGAAGAGGACAGCAUGUGCUUUGAAUGUAACUUGUGUCAGGUCAAGUUUGAUACCACAGAUGGACUUGCGGAUCACAUUGAAGCUCAUGCAGCUGAUACACAAGCUGGUGCAAGUUGCACCUUGUCUGGAAGUGCUCUUGCUGAUGUCAGCAAGGCUUCUACAUCUGCCUGCAGCACUGAACUGGUUGAUGAUACAAUAGCUGUGAAAGUCAAGAAGGAACCAGUCACAGACUAUGUGGGUGAUACCCUGGAACCACAACUUGAACCAUCGGGACUUGACCCAAGUGUUAGAAUCAAACAGGAACCAGAACCUUCCAAUCUUCCUCAGCAUUCCAUAGAAGACAGGAUGCGGACUAGUGAGGUGGAUGUGCCAUUUGAGGACAAGCUGUUUCUGAAGAGAUCCAUGCUUAGUCCAGUUGUUCGGCUUAAGAGAAUUAAGAUCAUUCAUCCAGAAGACAUGACACCGAUGGUAAAAGGUAAGGAGACAGACUCUCAGCAAACUCUAGGGGUUGCAACCCAGACCAAAAUAGAAUUGGGAUGUGGAAACAGUAACAGAAAACUGGACAAGAACAUCAGAAUUGACAGUGAUGAUGAUGAUAGUGAGAGUGGUGAUGCUGCUGCUGCUGCUGAUGAUAAUGAUAAUGAGAGUGGUGAUGCUGCUGCUGCUGCUGUUGAUAAUGAGAGUGGUGAUGCUGCUGCUGAUGAUGAUGAUAGUGAGAGUAGUGAUGCUGCUGCUGAUGAUGAUGAUGAUGAUGACAAUGUUCAGAAGCCAAUGCACCUGAUGAGGAGGCCUGUGAAGAAACUUAAGGAGAUGAACACUGGGAACAGUAAUGCCAAGAGUCAGAAAACCCUUCUGUACACAACGUUAAUAUCUGAUGACAGGGGGUCAACGUUUUUGAAGUCCAAGUCCAUUGCCAAGGAACCGGGGAAGAAAAGUAAACCAGCUACUGGAGGUGACAGGAGGACAGGUCUCAGACUUUCAUCUGACAGUGAGGAUGAAGUAUAUAACUCAACACCCAUUACCAGUGACGAUGAUGUCAAUGGAGACAAUUCUCUGAACCUGCAGGGAAGGCCGACUCAGAACCUGGACAUUACUAAGUACAAGAAAAAGGAAACCAAUGUGUAUAAAUCGUUAAUAGCUGUUGAGGGAGGGUCAUUUGUCAAAGCCAAGAAGUCGCCUCUUGAAUACUGUGGCAACAUGUUUGGACAUAAUUUUUUGGACAAAUGUAAAAUUUUGAAUGGAAGAUAUUACUGUGAUGAAUGCCCCAGACUCUAUUCCAGCCCUUACCUUCUGUGGAAUCACAAACUUUAUCAUGCGAAAUGCAAGUGUUUGACUCAGAGAUGUCAUGCACAAACCGGCACAACACACAAAAAGGAAGAGUCACACGAAGACACAACAGACAAGGAGGAAGAGGCACAAGUAAGCACAACGGACAAGAUGGAAGAGUCACACGAAGACACAACAGACGAGGAGGAAGAGUCACACGAAGACACAACAGGCGAGGAGAAAGAGGCCCAAGUAAGCACAACGGACAAGAUGGAAGAGACACAUGAAGGCACAGCAGACGAGGAGGAAGAGGACAGCAUGUGCUUUGAAUGUAACUUGUGUCAGGUCAAGUUUGACACCACAGAUGGACUUGCGGAUCACAUUGAAGCUCAUGCAGCUGAUACACAAGCUGGUGCAAGUUGCACCUUGUCUGAAAGUGCUCUUGCUGAUGUCAGCAAGGCUUCUACAUCUGCCUGCAGCACUGAAAUGGUUGAUGAUACAAUAGCUGUGAAAGUCAAGAUGGAACCAAUCACAGACUAUGCGGCUGACAGAAACACCCUGGAACCACAACUUGAACCAUCGGGACUUGACCCAAGUGUUAGAAUCAAACAGGAACCAGAACCUUCCAAUCUUCCUCAGCAUUCCAUAGAAGACAGGAUGCAGACUGGUGAGGUGGAUGUGCCAUUUGAGGACAAGCUGUUUCUGAAGAGAUCCAUGCUUAGUCCAGUUGUUCGGCUCAAGAGAAUUAAGAUUGAACCAAAUGACGUUUUCAUUAUGAAAUAAGAUGUUUCAAUGCUAUUCUUAUUGUAAAGUGUGUGAAGUGGAACAUACAAGCCUAAAAUCUAGCAUCAGCCAAAUUAUUUGAGCCCAAUCAAACUUUACACCAUCAUAAUAAUUAGGCCGUACUCAAUGAAAUAUUACAUUGUCAUCUCUGCCCAUCCUGUAGAACAAAAGUGUGUCUCUUUGGCAGGGUGUUUAAUUAAGGCACAAAAAUAUGGCCAACCAUCAUUGAUGAGAAAGGUUUACAUACUGGUCCAAGUUGUUUUACACACUUGCGUAUUUAGCAUAAGUGCCAAUCUCUAUAGUCUUAAACAAAUGUUAAUGAAGUUAUAAACAUGUGAAAGAGGACUGGUGGUGAAGAUUACAUCUGGCCUGAGACUGCUUUUGACAAGUGUAAGUUAGAAAUGUAUUGAGAUACUUUCGAGGGAUCGUUACAUGUUCGAAUUACAGUUUACUCACCAUCACACACGAAGUGACAUGACGUUUCAUGUUUUGUGUGUGCUGUAUGGACUGCUCUAAAAUGGCACUUUACAUUAGAGAAUGUCAGUGUCCCCUGCCAUGAUAAAGCCAGAAUAUUGCUAAAAGCAGCAUACAACUUUACACAUUCGAUACUGUGAUAAUGUGCUAUCUGGCUACUAUUCCAUUCUUUUUAUGCAUUAGGGGCACGGGUGGCCCAGUCGUCUAAGACGCUGCGAUUCGCUGUGCAGAGUUGCGACCAUUAGGCACGCCAAAAACCAAUGAUUGUGGGUUUAAAAUUGUGUGUUUCUAGGUUUGUCAGCACCA